This is a messenger RNA of Stegastes partitus (bicolor damselfish), 3946 nucleotides long. RefSeq names its product SMG8 nonsense mediated mRNA decay factor (gene smg8). Bases 306 to 3077 code for a protein of 923 amino acids. The transcript has 5 exons. The record is from RefSeq and is a predicted model, not a curated record. Lineage: Eukaryota; Metazoa; Chordata; Actinopteri; Pomacentridae. Gene Ontology annotation, biological process: nuclear-transcribed mRNA catabolic process, nonsense-mediated decay.
GCACAAAGGAUAGUUUCUUUUCUGUUUGCCAUGGUGGUGCUGUUUCCACAGAGGUGCAGGACUUUUUAAUGUAGUGAAGUAGUGAAGUCUGUUUUUCAGGGUUUAAUGUUAUGCAGCAAAACACCACGUCAGACUUUGCCUGUGUGAAAACCUACUUGACAAUUAAACCGCUUUUAUUUUUGAGACAAACACAAUAAAGGAACCUCAAAGCGGAAGUUGCAUGUACUCGGACACUUUAGUGCGACGAACAGGAAACGGAGCCGGAAGUGAGUGCGUCGUUGUUUAUAUUCCCCUGCUACUCCACCAUGAAGGAAGCGAACAUGGCUCUCCCUGUGAGCGUAGCGGCUCUGCUCCAGACGGACCUCCUGGAGGACGCUGCUUACCGGGACGACGGCCUGUGCGUCGUCGGUAUUUUCGGCAAAAGCAACAUGCAGCCCGGACCGUUGAAGGACUCUCUGGUCAACACGCUGGCCGACAAACACAUCUUCUCGCUGUUCGGCGGACCGGAGGACGGCGGCUCCGCGGACAGCAACAUCCAGGCCUUCUACAACCAGGAGAACCGGGUGCUGUACCUGCUGCUCUCCUCCGUGUGCGACAGUCGGCAGCUGCUGCGGGCCUGCCAGUCUCUGAGCGCCGCCACCAGCCACUCCGACGCCCACGACUUCUGGAAGGGCCUGGACCGGCAGCACUGCCUUCACCUGCUCUACAUGUUCUCGGUGUGCCACGUCCUACUGCUUGUACACCCCAACCACACCUUCGAUGUGACCUACGACCGGCUCUUCCGAGCCCUUGACGCCCUCCGGCAGAAGGCCCUGCCUCUGAUCCGGGCUGCCAUCAAGGACUGCCCGGUGUCCAAAGAGUGGAAGCUGAACUGCCGGCCCUGCCCUCCACGGCUGCUCUUCGUCUUCCAGAUGAAUGGCACUCUGAAGCUCUCUGGGAGCAGCUCAGAGUCUGGAGGAAACCCUGACAAACCCAAAAAGCACUCUCCCAGGAGGAGGCUGCAACACGCCCUGGAGGACCAGAUUUACCGCAUCUUCCGUAAAAGCAGAGUCCUGACCAACCAAAGCAGCAACUGCUUGUUCACUGUGCCUGCCAACCAGGCUUUUGUGUACGUGAUACCGUCCACAGACGAGGACCCUGUGGGCGCCUUGCUUGGUCAGCUGCGGUCAAAUUGCAUCUUGGGCGACCAGGACUCCACCACGACAGUGUCAGGACCAAGGCGUUAUCAGCAGAUGCGACGUUCGGCUCGGCAGCCCAGCAGCAGCGGAGAACUGACCAGCAUGUCGAUGGGCGGUCAGCUGGUAGACUGCAGCUUGAAGGAAUUCCUCUGGCAGCACGUAGAGCUGGUUCUGACAAAGAAAGGCUUCGACGACAGCGUCGGUCGCAACCCGCAGCCUUCACACUUUGAGCUGCCGACCUACACCAAGUGGGUCCAGGUCGCCUCCAGACUCCACCAAGUCCUCAUCAGCAACACAGAUGAAGAAAUGGCUGAGCUGGCCACGAAAGUGCAAAGCCAGGUGAAGGUCUUGGAGGGUUUUCUUGAUGCUGACACAAAGUUCUCAGAGAACAGGUGUCAGAAAGCUCUGCCUCUGGCUCACAGCGCUUACCAGUCCAACCUCCCCCAUAACUACACCACUACAGUGCACAAGAAUCAGCUGGCUCAGGCUCUGCGAGUGUACAGCCAGCAUGCAAGAGGUGUAGCUUUCCAGCGCUAUGCCCUGCAGCUUCAUGAGGACUGCUACAAGUUCUGGAGCAACGGACACCAGCUGUGUGAAGAGCGAAGCCUGACGGACCAACACUGUGUUCACAAGUUCCAUCUCCUGCCUCAGCCAGGAGAGAAGCCAGAUAUGGAUCGUAACCCGCCCAUCCUGAACCACAACAGCAGGGGGCGCUCCACCAGCUCCUGCAACUGUGGCAGGAAACAGGCUCCUCGUGAGGAUCCAUUCGACAUCCAGGCAGCCAAUUACGACUUCUACCAGAUGCUGGAGGAGAAAUGCUGCGGGAAGCUAGAGCGGAUUGAGUUUCCAGUGUUCCAGCCCAGCACUCCUGACCCAGCUCCAGCCUCCAACCAGGCUCCGCGGCUCCCAGGUGAGGCCUCAGGGACUGGAGAAGCAGAGAGGCUGAAGGAGCCGAGCACCGCCCAGAGCCACACACCCGGAGACACCAGCCUCAGCCUGGCUCUCAGCCUGGGUCAGUCCACGGACAGCCUGGGACCCUACGGGGAGGGAGACGGACCCGAUGCACAGGUCCAGCAGAAGAGGCCGAGUCUGAUUGAUCGGCAGCCCUCCACUGUGGAGUACCUUCCUGGUAUGAUGCACUCUGGCUGCUCCAAAGGCCUCCUCCCCAAGUUCUCCAGCUGGGCGCUGGUCAAACUGGGCCCAGCAAAGUCGUACAACUGCCACACCGGCCUGGAGCAGCCAGGCUUCCUCCCCGGCUCCUCCUUCCUGUUGCCAUGGGACUUGGUGAUUCGCUCUCGGUCGGAGGAAGAUACGGGACUGACGGAGACUUUGGAUGGAAACACUUCCUCGUGGCCAGCACCAAACAAGGCCCUCAUUGGGAAGCGAGGGAGCACCGGAGGGCUCGGCAGGAGUCGCAGGAGGGAUGACAUGGCUCGGGUCUUUGUUGGCUUUGAGUAUGAGGACAGCAGGGGGAGGCGCUUCAUCAGCUGUGGGCCUGAUAAGAUAGUAAAAGUGCUGGGACCUGGAGGCGCCAAAGAUCCGGCUACCAGGGUGCUGAACACCGACAUGCCACUCUACAUCCCAUCUCCUUCUCAGGGCAGAGGCCUGAAGCCCCACUUCGCCCAGCUGGCUCGCCUUUUUAUCGUAGUGCCUGAUGCCCCGCUGGAGGUUACUCUCAACCCACAGGUGCAGCCUGGUCCUCCUCCCUGCCCAGUCUUCCACCCAGAGCAGACCGAAAUAGUUUUGCCGCCCGAUGGCCUUUGGGUGCUGAGGUUCCCUUAUUCCUACGCGACAGAGCGCGGCCCCUGCUACCCCCCCAAAGAGAACCAGCCCCUCAACAACUACAAAGUGCUGCGAGGCAUCCUGAGGGCCACCACUGCUAACCCUGCACCACAGUGAACUUCAAUCCUGCCUUAUUUAUUUCCACCUCCGCGUUCAUGCUGAGAGAAUUCAGUUUUCAGUCGAUCUGCUGGCGGCAGACUCUGCUGUGACCCACAGUGACCACAGUAAUGGUUAUGUUCCAUUAAAGGUGCCGUGGCUGUCCAUUGUUCCCCACAGAUGGAGUCCUAUUGAUUCUGGUGACCUUUAGUGCACAAUUAAAGCAAAUUCACUGAAGACUUAAUGCUCCCCAGAGGACGAACCCAUCCUGAAGUGCCAUUAAACUUUACUUGUCUAGCUCAGAGGACAUUAAAAGCAUCAGUAAGGCAUUUUUUCCUGACACUUUAAGGUGACAUGGACGCUGUGGCCUCUAGCAGGGCUUUAAGCUGCCGCUCAGCUUCUUCAGAAGUGCUGGUCAGAUGGUCGAACGGCUGAGGGGGCUGCGCCAGACAAAUUCUGUAAUUUUCCAACUGUCCCGUUCUGCUGAGGUGAGAAAGCAAGCAGGACGUAAAGUUUGGACUACUUCUGUCGAGUGUACUGAGUAGUCGGACACUAUGAAUGCCUUCCAGGAGAGACUGUCUGAAAAUGUGCGUCGCUUUCCUCAUAUUUAAACAAUAGUGCAUAUCAUUCCUCUCUAUAAAAGCCAGCUGUUCACUUUAGAUUGGCUGCUUAGCUCAAAUGUUAGAUUCCUGACAUUUGGUUUGAGCAUUACUUGAUCCUUUGGCUUCUGUUGGACUCUAGUUUAGCACCUGUUGGAUGACUGUUGCUCGUAGUUUUGCAGGUUUGCCCCACAGUUGUCACUUUUGUCAGCAUUCGUUUGGCAGUUUAAGCACAUCCAAUCAGCUGCAGCGAGUCAUUGGAAUAAAAAGCGGUUGAUUUUUCCACAUCUA